Molecule: messenger RNA, 3191 nt
Organism: Schizophyllum commune H4-8
Lineage: Eukaryota; Fungi; Basidiomycota; Agaricomycetes; Agaricales; Schizophyllaceae
Gene: WC1
Product: blue light receptor
Exons: 2
Coding region: 171-2747 (858 amino acids)
Cellular component (GO): nucleus
Molecular function (GO): protein binding
Source: RefSeq, a predicted model, not a curated record
CUGCCUGUCCCUCUUGCAUUCCGCUGCCACCGCCCGCUCGACAUCGACGUCGACGACGACGACGCCCAUCGCAGCUGCCGGAUACGCAACGCCGGCGACAACGACGGCCACAGGGCAUACACCGACCAGGACCCUGAUACCAGGUACCCCAGAUUCAGAUCCCAGCCGCCAUGCCAUUCGAAAAGUACUUCCAGGACGGCGAUGCCGCCGACGCCUAUUCGCGCGCCGGCCCCAGCAACUACCAGCACAUCAGCUAUGCCCCCACCAUCUCUCAGUCUCCCGCGCCGGCGGGGUAUAUGCGGGCACCACUAUCGCAUCCGCCCGAGGUCCAGCUCCAGAUCCCCCCGUUCGUCUACUCCGCCACGCCCACCCUCGCCCCCGGGGGUGGCGCGGAGGUCAUCCCAGGGAGCAUGUUCGACACCACUGGCCCGUCGGGGAGCGGAUGGUUCCACAACAACGGCUUUGCGACGCCCAAGCUGCCGCACAUGCCGGCGAAUGCGACAAGCAACAGCUAUUUUCCUGGUCAGAGCAACGUCUCUGUGCACAUACCGUACGAGUUCGAUCUGCCCGUCCAGCGUCAGCCGACUCCGCCAAAGCCGCAGCAACAGCAGCAUCAUGUGGAACCCGUGGCGCUCCCUCCAGCCCCCUUUGAUGAAGCUGGAAAUGCAGUCCUUGCACCCCAUCAGCUGCUCGCUCUGUCUGCGCCAAAUCCCCUCAACUUGCCGCUGUACUCCGCCUCGGGCUUCGAUCUGCUCAGCAUACUUGCCCGUAUCGCAAGUCGACCGCACCCCAAAGUCGUCUUGGGCCCUGUUGACAUGACCUGCUCAUUCGCCGUCGUCGACGUUCGCCGCUUCGAUUGCCCCAUCAUAUACUGCUCCCCCACUUUCUGCGCACUCACAGGAUAUUCCGAGCGCGAGGUCGUCGGCAAGAAUUGUCGCUUCCUUCAGUCCCCGACCGGAAAUCAGCCGAAGGGUGAAAUGCGCACGCACACAUCUCAUGAAGCAGUGGCGCAUCUGAAGAAGAGCCUGGUCUCGGACAAGGAGUGUCAGACGACCAUCGUCAACUAUCGCAAGGACGGGCGGCCGUUCAUCAACCUUGUCACCGUCAUUCCUCUUCGCGGUGGCAUCAGUGGAAGUCACGAUGACGAUGAGGAGGUCGUUUACCAUGUCGGCUUCCAGGUCGACCUCACCGAGCAGCCGAAUGCCAUAUUGGAACGCUUGCGCGACGGGAGUUACAUCGUCAACUACAGCCAGUCGUACGGCGCCAGCUCAUCGUCCCAAAACAACGCCAUUACGCCCUCCCACCGUGAUCGCGGUAACAAGCCUAUCCCUACCCUCGCUAUCUCGAAGGAUCUGAAGAAGAUGCUCAAUGACCAGCAAUUCGUGUCCAGCAUAUCCAUUUCGGACAUUAACGUCGACCCUUCACCAGAGAAAUCAGCGGAUGCGUCGCCGAUCACAUCUUCCGACCAAAAUCAGCCGCUGAACCUCAUGCUCCUGGAGAAGACGCCAGAUUUCGUGCAUGUCGUCUCGCUCAAGGGAUCCUUCCUGUAUGUUGCGCCGACAGUGAAGCGCGUACUCGGAUAUGAUCCUUCAGAGCUUGUGGGCAAGGGCCUCAGCGACAUAUGCCACCCUGCCGACGUCGUGCCGUUGAUGCGCGAGCUCAAGGAGGCGAGCUCGACGGGCACCGAGUCGUCCGGGGUGACAAGCGCGAGCGCCGGUGCGAGCAAGGCAUCUGCGCAGCAGGAUCCUUCCAUGCCGCGAACGGUCGACCUCCUUUUCCGCGCGCAGAUGAAGACGGGGCGGUACGUCUGGAUGGAGUGCCGGGGUCGGCUGCACGUCGAGCCCGGCAAGGGUCGCAAGGCGAUCAUGCUUUCCGGCCGUGCUCGCGAGAUGAUGGAGUGCCGCUGGGGACGCCUGCGUGCCGGGGGUGGACUUGCGCCGUCUGCGGUUAGCCCGAGCGGCGCACAGGUCCCGCGGGAGUUCUGGGGCACGCUGGCCGCAGGCGCGGGCGGCAGGGCGGCGUUUGCGACCGUCGGCGGUGGCGUGGCAGACGUGCUCGGCUGGGAUGCGGCCGAUGUGCUUGGGCGUGCGGUAGGCGCACUCGUCUGCGGCGGGGCCGGCGCCACCAUCAUCGAUGCAGAGGUGGCGCGGAUGCUUACGGCGCACCAGGCGCAGGGGGACGACGCGCCGCGGUCUUUAUCGCUGCGCAUGCGCGCACGUGACGGCGCCGAAGUGGAUGUUCGGCUGGUGCUCUACCGGCCCUUCGCGCACAGGGCGGUCAAGCAUACGGUCGCGCCGGCGCCGGUCAUCUUCCAGUGCGCGAGCGCUGACGCGGUGGCCUCUGCCGGCGAGAUGCGCCACUCGGCGAAUGCGAACGUUUUCGAGGAGUUCGAGCUCGCGCGGGGGACGAGCUGGCAGUAUGAGCUCCAGCAGGUGCGGUACGCGAAUCAGCGGUUGCUCGACGAGAUCGCUGUCGUUGAGGCGCAGCUGGGGGUGCAACCGUCGAACGUGGUGUACGGCUCGUCGUCGAUGCCGCAGCAAAGUGCGCCGUCACCGAUAGCCAUGCAGCAACAAAAGCAGGCGGCGAUGGGCGCGGCGUCAUCUGCCGUACGCGCUGCAGCGAUGGUGCCACCUAUCAUCACUGCCGUACCGCAGGUUCAGGACUGGUCCGCGAUAUCGGUGACGACGCCUCAGUACGGCAGCGCCCGGAAGCGGGCCUGGGACAGUAUUGACAGCGGCGGAGGUUGAGCGGUCCCUCUGCACACCAUACGUCACACCUCCCCCUUCCCCUUUACCCUCCCCCCUCUCCUCACAAGAGAUCUGUAGCUUGCUUUGCCUCUCCUUGUAUUCCCUCGAUUGCCUGGAUGGACAGUACGCAUGCCCUAUAUACAUAUGCACCACCCCGUAUUUGAGUAUACCCCCGUCCGUACGGGUACUCGUUGCUACCUAUCGCACCUUCGUAUUCCCGAUAUUCCAUUAUCGCAUCUGGUAUGGCUUCUAAUGUUAUCAGCUGUAUUACUACGCACUACUACAUAAAGCCUGAAUAGUACCGCUCAUGGACAGUCGUCUGCAUAUACGCAAUGGACGCUGCAUUUGCUGGACAGUGGCGCCAGUAGUCGUCUGAGUAUGGCCUAUAGAGUAUGGUGGCUGUAUUCUGAUAGAAAAAAGAAAAAAGGUCACUUAUGUGCCUCC